AAGAACAAGUUUUAGCGGCUUGUUCAGGUCCAACACCAGAGUUCUGCAGAAACUCUGAUACUGUGACCCGGUUCGGUUCGCAGGGAGAGAGACCAGGACCGGUUCUGCACAGACCCAGAUCCUCCAGCCCGGUUCUGCGGGUCCUGGAGGCGGAGAUGGACUCCCUGCAGGGGUUCCUGGACCGGUUCGGACCCAGCAGCGAGGCGGAGUCCAUAUGGCUGAAGAACUUCUUCACCUUUGUCCAGGAACACCUGAGUGCUGCUGCCUGUGGCUCCGCCCCCUCUGCUGCUCACCAAUCACCAGCAGGUGCAUCAUGUGACCACAGGGUGGAGCAGCUGAGCGUGACUGCCGUGGAGAAGAUCCAGGAGAAGAGCUGCCUCACCUGCAGCCUACCUGUCAGCUACAGACCUCUGAGCGUCUCUGAGCUGCUCUCCCAGCAGCACCUGGCCUGUGUCAGCAACCUGUCCUGGAGCACCAAUCAGCAUCGAGCCUGGCUCAGGGAGGCGGAGCUUAGUCUGCCGGGUCAAAGGGCGCUGCCCAGGGUCAACCUGCUGCUGAUUGGCUGGCUCAGAGAGGGGCGGGGCGGAGAGUGGAGGUUGACGGACGACAGCGGCAACGUCAGAUGUGAGAUGGUCUGUCCGUCUCCCCUGUGGAUGAACAGACCAGUCUUCCUGCCUCACUGGAACUACAUCCCCCAUGAUGCCUCGGGGCAGGACCAGGACAGAGGAUACUUGGAGGUGAUUGGUUCUCCGGUCCUGCUGUGUCCUAGAGCUGAGCAGGGAUUGGCUGCAAGUGUAGGAGGGGCGGGGCUUGAUGGAGCGAUGAGCGUCAGAGAGGCUGCAGGUGUGCUGAGGAACAGGGUCAGAGGUCAGCGGGUGUCGGUGUGGGGUCAGGUGGACUCGGUCUGCCCCCUGCUGGACGUGUCAGGAAGUUCCUUCUUCUUCUUCUCUUUGAGGGACGACGACCACAUGGUUCCUGUUCUGGUGAAGCAGGACAGCAUGGUGUGGUGGUCCAGGUGUGUGUGUGUGGGUCUCAGCGUGUGUGUUACGGCUCUCAGAGUGUGUUCACUCAGAGGAUGGAGAGGAAACAACGUGCUGACUGUUACCCACCGCUCUCUGUUACACACUGGAUACACACAGCAACACAAUAUACAGUUACACAACACACAGCCUGACGACACACAGCAUGACAACACACAGCCUGACGACACACACACAGAGCAACACCCUGACAGCACACAUGAAGCAGAGCCAGUCCCACACAGUCCUGCUGACCACGCCCACUCUGACCACCACCUGCUGAUGGACCAUGAGGGGGCGGAGCCUGAGGGGGAUCCUGUCCAAUCAGCAGUGAGGAUCAAACAGUCCAGAGUCAUCAGUUACCAGGGCGUAGUGACGGAGGUGGUGAGUGAGGGGGCGGGGCUCUACCUGAUGGACAGGAAGGUGGGUCUGUGUCUGGCCUAUCAGCCGCCAGAGAGGAGGAGGCUGAGAGCAGGAGACCAGCUGGAGCUGCACCACGUCCACUUCCUGUACCGGCCGUGUCCAGACCUCCCUCCCAGCAUGCUUUGCUGCUGUCUUCGCUCCUCCCUCAGGGUGACGGCGUUCAGCAGGGUGGGCGGAGCCUCUGAAGACCCCAGGUGUCCUGCAGAUGGCGUGUUGCCACGGUUACUGCUGCAGCACAUCAGAGGGAUGGACCAGUACCUGUGGACCUGCCACCUGACCUCCCAGCUGGCCCACAGUCUGGUCCCUGUGGAGCUACACCAUCAUCCUCCUCUUCCUCCUCUUCCUCAGUGUGUGUGCUUGCUCUCCUGGAAGCUGUCAGAGACUCUGUGGACAAGGAGACAACCUGGAGCCAGAGACAUCUACUCAGAGAUGCUGGACCGCCCUCACCGCUGUCCUCUGAACCAGUACCAGGUGGACCCCUGCGUCCCUCAGCUCCUCAGUGUCUCAGACCUUCUCCAGUCCCUCAGGUCCUCCUGCUGGUCCUCAGUCUCCCUGAGGUCUCUGCUGCCCCAGGAUGGAUCCAGUCUCAGCAGGUCUGAGAUGAACUCGUCUCUGUCCUGGUCCUGCAGGACGCUGUCCUCUGAUCCUCAGACAGGAGACAGCCUCAGGCCCCGCCCCCUGCUCCUGGUGGGAGUCCUCCAGCUGCCCUCUGAGAGGUCAGAGUUCAGACAGACUCUGCAGCUCAGAGACGCUACAGCAGCCGUGGGCUGCGUCGUCACGGAAACCAUGGAGGAUGGAGGUCAGAGGGCGUCCUUCAACACGGCCUGGAUCGGAAGUCUGGUGUGUGUGCGCCGGUUCUCCAUGGUAACAGAGAGGUUCCUCCAAUCAGAGUUCCCCUCCUACCAACACCUGGACCAGGACCGCUUCAUCACCCACAGAACCUGCAGGGUUUACCUGCAGUUCUGCCUGGACCACCUGGUCAUCCUGAGCCCCUCUGCUACCAUGGCUACACACCUGAGGAGGCAGGGGGAGGAGUCAGGAGGAGAGGAGGAGGAGGAUGAUGAUGAUGGGAUGAAGAAAAGAAGAAGGGAUGAAGAUGUCUCCUCCCCUGUUACCAUGACAACGGUACCUGGGGGCAGGGCCUGUGCCUGUGUCUCCAUGGUGAUUAAAGUGAGGAGUAAAGGAGGCGUGGCCUGGAAGAACGCUGGGAUUAGGACCAAUGAUGGCAAGGAGGCGGGGCUUGAACUGGGUUUCUCCGUCACAGCUCUUGUGAUUGGCCCAGUGGUCAGCUGGGGGCGGGACCCGAAGAACCAACCAAUGACAGAGAAAGAGGCGGAGCCAGAGAGGGAAGAGGAGGUGCUGCUGCUGUUCUCAGGUGGUUCUGCUCGCUGGUUCCCCGUCCUCCAGCCUGGAUGUUUCUACAGAGUCACAGCAGCCAACGCUCAGGAUCCCAGCGUUCUGAUUGGUUGCAGAGUCCGUGGGCAGAGUGGGGUGGAGGUCCACUCUGACUCCACCAUUCAGGUUGGAUCUGAUUGGAGGUUUCACACUCUGACACGCCCCCUGCUGCUGCGCCACACCUGGACUCAGACUCCUCCCCCUUCAGUGCUGUCUGUGUCUCAGGUGUUGGACUGCAGCUCAGAGGUGGUGACCUUCCAGGGCCUGAUCUCUGAGAGACGCACCUUGAUGGACGGGAAAGGUCAGAGUAGAGACAGAUAUUCAGGUGUUCGUCUGACUGUGUGUGACCAAAGUGGGCGGAGUCUAUGUGUCUACCUGGAUUUAAGCCACGCCCCCUAUCCACCUGGUCUGUUGCCAGGUAACCAGGUGCUGCUGUCAGGCUUGCUCAGAAAGCUGUCCAGGUCAGGAGGCGUGUACUGCUCCCUCUCACCUGUCAGCUGUGUCACAGUGACAUCACUGGGCGACUCCUGCAGGUUGGCCCUGCCCCCUCCAUCUCCCAGCAUGCACCUGGCUCAAUGGGCUGCCAGCAGGUGUGUUCAGGGUCAGGUCAGAGGUCACGUGGUGGGCUUCCUGUUCCUGCAGCUGCAGUGGAGCUGCUCCCUCUGUGGGACUGUCUACAGACAGGUCUGCAGCUCUCAGUGUGGAUCCUCCUCAGCUGUGUUCCAGUCCUCAGCAAAGCUGGUUAUUGACGACGCCACGGCUGAGGCUCACGUCUGGUUGUCAGGGAAACCGAUUCAGACUGUGCUGGGAUUGGCUGAUUCUCAGUGGGAGGGGCUCCAGAGAGCACUGAGGGUCAGAGGUCACAUCAGGGUGUUCCCUCGGGGGCGGAGCCUGGGGACUGAAGGAGACUCUGAGGACGUCCUCCUCCACUUCCUGUUGUCCCUCUGCAGCAGUGAUGUCAUCAGUCAGCAGGUCUCCCUCACCUGCAGGAAGCUGGCCAAUCAGAGCUCAGAAGAGGUGAGACGUUUCAGCCGAGGAGACAGAGACUUCCUGACCAGAAUGCCCCGCCCACUGCAGCUCACCUGUGUUCACCUGGAGACUCCCUGAAGACUCAUGAUAACUGCUGUUAAACUUCCUGUUCACUGUCUUUGACUCAGUAAAUGUUUGUGACCCAGAUCUCAGUCUGAUUCACUGAUCUGCUGUUCAGUCUGUCAGAAUUUAGCUCACCUGUGACACCUGGACCAGGUGAGUUCACUGCAGCUCACCUGUGUUUACCUGGAGACCCCCUGAAGACUCAUAAUAACAGCCGUUAAACUUCCUGUUCACUGUCUUUGACUCAGUAAAUGUUUGUGACCCAGAUCUCAGCCUGAUUCACUGCUUCUGGCUCAGUCUGUCAGAAUUUAGCUCACCUGUGACACCUGGACCAGGUGAGUUCACUGCAGCUCACCUGUGUUUACCUGGACCCCCUGAAGACUCGUGAUAACAGCUGUUAAACUUCCUGUUCGCUGCCUUUAAAUGACUCAGUAAAUGUUUGUGACCCAGAUCUCAGUAUGAUUCACUGGUUCUGGCCCAGUCUGUCAGAAUUUAGCUCACCUGUGACACCUGGACCAGGUUAGUUCACUGCAGCAGGAGGUACAGGUGAGGAUGAGCAGAACAGAGAUCAGAACUCUGCCAACAGCAACAGGGCUGUAGUUCUCAAGGCUGCAGCUGGAUAAGAUGUUACUUUCAUUCUGAACUAUUUUUUUAAACAAUUUCAGCUUUUAACUUUUUG
Messenger RNA from Fundulus heteroclitus (mummichog), 4608 nucleotides. RefSeq names its product CST complex subunit CTC1. Bases 156 to 3944 code for a protein of 1262 amino acids. Gene Ontology annotation, cellular component: CST complex. Lineage: Eukaryota; Metazoa; Chordata; Actinopteri; Cyprinodontiformes; Fundulidae. The transcript is spliced from 26 exons. Gene Ontology annotation, biological process: telomere maintenance via telomere lengthening; positive regulation of DNA replication. The record is from RefSeq and is a predicted model, not a curated record. Gene Ontology annotation, molecular function: single-stranded DNA binding; telomeric repeat DNA binding.